CCUUUGAGGGUUUUCAUACGCAGGAGUAGCCGCCGCCGUCGUCUGCCUUAUCCACCUCUUACCCUGGCGUUUUACUUCCUAUCCUUGCUUAUGAUCUCGUAUCUUCUCAUUUGUAGUUGGAGAAGAAGCUGCCUUAUGCUUUUGGGCUAGGUCCAAAAGUUGCUCCGCUUCACUGAGUAUCAAUGAUUUGUCAUUGAUUGUUCAUUCAGGAGCUCUCUUUGGUUUGUUUGGAUAAGUUUUCAGACAGCAAUACUGUUUUGUCAUUUGGAGUUAUGGGCAAUGAUUGCAUGUUAUUGAAUGCAAUUUCUUGUGUUUAUCUUGUAAGUCAGUAUAAUUUACUGAGGAGCAACUUUGGUGAGGCAUGCACGUCUUUGUAAAUCAGGAUUCAGGACCCAAUUGAUUUUGUAAUUAAGUACGACAGUACUAAUUAAUAACCCACUGGAAGUAAUAGUAAAUAAUUACUUGUUUGUUGCACUUCUGUAUUGUUGGUAUGAUCUCUGGCUUUGCUUCUCAUGCUUACAUGUUUAUUGCUGGAUAUCCCUUCCAGCUAUUAUAUUCCAGAAUUAAAGUCUGAUUGACUUUAGUCUCCUUUUAGAGGAUUAUAUCUCACUAAUUAAAUAAUUGUAACUAUGCGUUUAUCUCUUUUGAUAAGACAUUGCCCCUAAUGAGCUAGGUUUAAAAAGGUUAAUGAUGAUCAUUGCUUCUUCUGACACCUCUUGUUUGAGACGGGCUGCAUCAUGUCAGCUCUUCUUUGAGCAGAGUAGCAAAUGUCUGAGACCCUUUCAUGAUCUAACUGUUAAGCGACUCGAUUUCGAGAUCCUGCUACUUGGCUUUCUAGUUUUUUUAUCCUUUGUUGUACAACCAAAUGAUUCAUUUCUCUUUCACAUUUGUCUUUUUUUUUAAUUGUCCCAAGUUCAUAACAAAUUAUUCUCAGUAGAGAAAGCAUUCAUUUAAUACCAAAACUGCGUCAUUUGUUGUGAUUAUUUCUUUUUAUCAAAUACUUGAACAAUUUUAGCUUCUUGUUCUUGGGCCAUGAUGAAUAAUGCUUUUCUUCUGACACCUCUUGUUUGAGAAGGGCUUUAAUGCAUCUUCCUUGAGCAGAUUUAGCAAUGAACUGAGCCCUCGUUAAUAGUCCUUUUUUGAUCAACCCUAUCAUUAUUCCUUUCGAACUAUUUUGAUUUCAUACAAAAUUCUUUUAUCCAUACAAGCGAAUGUAUGGAGUUGUCAGGUAUGAUCUCUCAUUCUAAGCGGAGGUUGAGCUUUCUGGUUACAUAGAGAAUUGGCAUUCCAGUUGCACUGGGAAAAUGGGAGGAGACAUCCCAUGCAAGUCUUCUGUAUACAAUUACAGCAAUCCAUGGUAAAGAAUAUAUCAAUGAGCUUUUGCUUAAUGCUUCCUACAAUGUGAAGGUGGAAACUCUACAAGGAAGUCGGUCAAAGAUAGUGGAGUUGCUCCUCCACCAUCUUUUUAUCUCUUCUUAUUCACACGCUAUCCUUCUGCUACCAUGUGGUGACAUUCACAACCGAAGUGGGCCUUCACUCUCAUUUCCCAUCACCAGUUCUAUUAUAUAUUCUUCUUUCUUCCACUCUCAAGAUCCCUCUUCUCCUCGUGCUCCGUCAUAACUAGCACACCAUUAAUUUUCUUGGGGGAGUUUUAGCUCAUUUCUAUACAUUGCACGUCAUUCCUUUGUGAGAUGGCAACAUCUUCAAUGCAGAUUGGCAUGGACUCCUCUGAGUGGCUAAAGAGCAUCGUGAUGAGCCACGAAGACAAGGUCAUAGCUGCAGACUACUCCCUGACCUCUGACGAGCUGAUCUCAUGCUUGACACCAAUGCCGGCAACUGAGAAGAGGUUGCGGCCACCACCACAGGAGCAACAGGCCCUCAAGUGCCCACGGUGUGACUCCAUGAACACAAAGUUUUGCUAUUACAACAACUACAGCCUCUCUCAGCCUCGCUACUUCUGCAAGACAUGCCGCCGCUAUUGGACAAAGGGUGGCUCACUCCGCAAUGUUCCUGUUGGCGGUGGCUGCCGUAGAAACAAGCGCCGCCCUGCCUCUGCUACCAUUUUGGUGGCUGCACCAGUGCGACAUCAGCUGCCACCGGCAGUCCCCCUAGGCGGCCUAAAACCAGUACAGCUCCCAAAUUGCUUGAUGAACGAGGGCAGUUUAAAUAUCAUGGAUUGCAGUUACAAUUCUGGCGGGCUUAAUCUCGUCAUGAACCAUGCUAAACAUGAAAUUGGAGAUAUGAACACGCUUGGGCUUUGCAUAGACAGAAGCGCACUAAUGGUGGAGCCUUGUCAAAAGCUAAAGUUUAUGCUGGAAGAUGAGCGUUGGGAUCAUGAAGUUAAGUCUGGUGAUGAAUCCUGGAGCAAUGUUCUCUCUAUUGGGUGGCAAGGAUCAGUCGGCUACUCUAAUGACCAUGGAUUACUAUCAUCAUCGUUGGGCAGAAUAUAAAUUAGGGAAGGCAUCGUAUUAGUAGUAUAAAUAUGUUGCUGCUAAAUCCUUUGGAGUGGAAUUAAGAGACGCAUGCUUAAUUCCAUGUUUUGUUUUCUGAUGAAGAAUGGAAAUGUCAUAACGCUUAAUUUGCAAUCAAGUUAAUUCUCUAAUGCAGUUUGAUGA
Messenger RNA from Zingiber officinale, 2615 nucleotides. RefSeq names its product dof zinc finger protein DOF1.8-like. Gene Ontology annotation, biological process: regulation of DNA-templated transcription. The record is from RefSeq and is a predicted model, not a curated record. Bases 1692 to 2450 code for a protein of 252 amino acids. The transcript has 5 exons. Gene Ontology annotation, molecular function: DNA-binding transcription factor activity; DNA binding. Lineage: Eukaryota; Viridiplantae; Streptophyta; Magnoliopsida; Zingiberales; Zingiberaceae.